AUGACUAUAAUGUUUCACUUUAGGAUAUGCUGCGCCAUUGCCGCUGUAUUGGGCAAUAAAAAUGUCAAUUUGGAAAAUGGAAGUUAUGACAAUCAUGAAAAACACCCCAGAGUCAAUGAUUUUGCUCAAAAAAUUCAGAAAACAGGACCUAAAGUUCAGGAAAUUGGGGUUGUGAAUCAAGACUUGGAUCCUAAUCACUCCUAUAACGAUGAUAAUGACAAUGAACAGUUGAAUUUGAGUCCAAAAAGACAAGCACGAGUGGAGUUGGAAAACUUCAGUAAUACUGGAGUGAUUCAAGAGGAUGCGAAAAAAAAAAUUGAUACUUUCAAAAAUAAAAAUGAAAAAACGGAUCUCAAUAUUGAAGGAGUUCAAGUAAGUUCUGAAUAUCCAACAACAAUGAGGCCAAUUUUAACUACCGAACGUUCAUAUUCCCAGUCUUCGUAUGAUUUCGUUCCAGUUAACUUAAUUCCAAAAGAUUACAAAGAAUCGUGGUCUCCAUACUCAAAUCGUAACUUUGAUUAUCUCAGUGACGUUAGUUUGGUCCCAGCUGGUUCAAAUUCUCGAAUUCAGAUAAAGAAAGGUCCUAAUGGAAAGGAUUACGAAUAUGAAUACGUAUAUUAUUAUUAUGACGAAGAAGAUGAAUCAUCAAAAGGAAGCGCUUCUAAUAAUAAACAGGAAAGUAUUAGAACACCACCGCCAUCAAGACGUGGAAGUAGUAAUAAUAAUAGAAGCAAAUAUAGUUCAGUUGAACGAACGUCGACAGCAGAACCAGUUGGUAAUGAGAUCAUUCCUAAAAAUGGUAAUCGAGGAAGAAACCUCGCCGAGAAUGAAGAAAUCUCUGAAGAACGAUUACCCACAAAUACGCGAUUUCCCCCGAGGUCUAGAUCUAAUCACAAUACGGGAACAACAGAGACCACUCGCAGCCGCGGAAACCGUCCAAGACCAAACUUAGACCUUGUAGAUUCAAGCAGCUUCAGAACUCAUCAAGAAGGUCCAGAAUUCCCUCAAUCGUUACCAAAAGGACCUGUAAGGUUUUUGGGUGUUACUCCAAAUGAAAACAACGAAGCCAAAUAUGUUCCGACGCGGGAAAAUUUUCAAAAAGUAUAUGAACCAGCUCCCGUCGUUGAAUCCAUCAAUGACACGCCAUCUCACAGACGAAGGCCUGCCAGUGAACCAGCGCUUGAAGCAGUAUAUAACAGUGAAAAACUCUCUCGACCACUUUCAAAAAGUGUUGAAGAGAAAUCAGAAUCAUCAUCAUUGCCAGCUCCCAAAGAUGAGAGAUAUAGUUACAUUAACGGCCGAUACAACUCGGAGCCACCAUCAGAAACUACGACAACUGAUGCUACAACAACAAUGUAUCCAACUGCAAUGGACAAAGUGGCCCUCGAUCUGUAUGCGUUCCUUCAACAAGGUCAAAGCAACGCGAUCGAUGCUGCCACGGAAGACGCCAGCGAAAGCACUACCGUCAUUGAUGGAGAACUUACUACAGAUUCACCUACCACCACGGAAAAUUUUAAUCCACCCACAACAACUGAAGUAGUAACUUCUACAACUACUGAAGCUACAACUACAACAACAACAACAACUACAACAACGACUACCACAACACCUGUACCUACAACAGAAGCUACGACAACAACGACUCAAGCACCAGCCGGAAAAGGAAAAUUCAGAAGACCUGGCAUUCUCGGGAGCUCGGGAACUAGAAAUCGAAGCAAGAGCAAUGGAGUUAGUAGUACACCGGCAACUGAGCCUUCUCUUGCAGAAACAACCCAAAAAACUCGAGGCCGCUUUGGAUCCGCAAAUGGAGGAAGUAAAAGACCUAAGUCAGGUUCUAAGCAACAAGAAGAGAAAAUUCAAAAAGACAACAUCAAUGCUGUAAAUUCUGAAAAGGCACCACCUGGCCGUAACAGAUUCCGCAGCACCGUUUCCAAACCUACUGCCUCUACGACAUCCAGCCCCGUAACUACUUCGAGCUCGAGUGGUAUUCCAUCAGGUGUAUCGCGUCCUUCCUUUAAUAAAAUAAACCUAAAUCGUCGCCGUAGUAGACCAACCACUCCAACGUCUACGACAAACGAAGAAACUAAGAACAACUCUGAAUCUCCGGCACCUGAUGAUACUCAAGAGUCAACCACACCUACAACAAAAGCGCCUGUGCGUCAAAAAUUCCCAGGUCUUAGUAACAGACCAGGAGGGUCUGCUCCUAGAGUUAAUCUUAGACGGCCUGGACGACCCACUACCACUACAACAACAGAAGAACCUAAGGCUAUUGUUGAAGAACCUGCUGGCGAAGGAACUGAAGAAGAAACACAAGAGACUCCUGCAGAAACCAGUCCACUUGCUCGUCUCACCACGGCCAAUCCAUUAAAUAAAUUGCGUUCAAAAAAUCGACUCCAAGUACAACCAAAAUCAACCACUCGUGCUCCAAUAAAUUCACCAAGACGAUCUCCCCUUCUUCCCCGUCGUAAAAUAACAGAAGCACCGAUUGUUGAAACCAGCCAAGAAAACUUGAUAUUAACGAAUAGCAGUGAACCAGCUAUUGUUGAUGCGGAAGUGACUGAACCGGUAUUGAUUGAAACUAGUACAGCGGCUAGCACAAAGCACGAAGAAACGAGAAGUUUUAAUGGACUACUGGCACCACGACGUAGGCUAACACCUCGACGACCUGGCCAAAUACUAAGUCGUGAAUAA
Molecule: messenger RNA, 2691 nt
Organism: Cotesia congregata
Lineage: Eukaryota; Metazoa; Arthropoda; Insecta; Hymenoptera; Braconidae
Source: the annotation of a GenBank genome assembly